CUCUCAAAAGGCAUACGAGCUUGUCGAGCUUGUAGGGCUGUACCGCAGCGCAGACAACGCAAGAGGGCAGCCACGCCCACAACACGACCAUGGACGUCUCCCACGGCCGCUCCGCGCGCAUGUCUUUUGAUACCGCGCGCGAGAUGGCCAAGACCCUGACACCAGCCCAGGAGAUCGCGCACAUCGAGAACGAACUCCGGGCCCUGGGCUACACGAAGACGCACGAGGCCCGUCAAACAAAAGUGACGAUGAAAAACCCCCAGUACAACCCCUCGACCAAAACGCUCGAGGAAUUAAGACUGCAGCGGCGGACGGCCACGGGCGUGCUGCCCAAGUCCAUGGAGGAAACGAUGAUAGAGAAGGAGGUCCAGGAAGAUGGCAAAGUAUAUAGGAACGCGAGGGCUUGUACCGGUGGAGAUCUAAAAAUGAGGUAUCCCGGGCCUCAUGAUCGGCCGAAGAAGGAUGAUAUAAUACCACACUACGAGACACCUACCAAAACUAAACAUGUGAAGGGCUCUGGUAGAAGAGCUUCAGGGAAUAACGACGACGCGGAGUACUGGAGUGAUGACGGCGGGAGCUGGCAGCGGUCGAACAAAGAUAGUCCUGGGGCGCGGCGCGUCGGCAGGUCUCAAGGAAGCCCCGAGUCCAUCUCGAAAUCGUCCCUCAAAAAGUUCCAGUGGCGCCGGAAACGUCGAGAGUGGUCGGCCGAGCGCGGCGACGAGCGGGGCGACAACUGGCGCGGCUCGGACGCGUACGGCAACGACCCCGAUUUCAGUGGCGGGAAGUACCGGCGGGGCGGCGAGUACGCGAAGGACAUCGUCGGGUUCUAGGGCUAAGUUGGCAUUCCUCU
Molecule: messenger RNA, 850 nt
Organism: Pelagomonas calceolata
Lineage: Eukaryota; Pelagophyceae; Pelagomonadales; Pelagomonadaceae
Source: the annotation of a GenBank genome assembly